AUGAAUUGUCCGAGAUUACUACACUGGAUAAAAGCUCCUACUCAUGUUGUCAGAUUAUAUCACUCACGAAAACAUAAAGAAUUGUUUUUAAUCGGCGUUCCAUUUGCUGGCGGUCAGGCAAGUACUGAACAAGUCAAAAUACCUUAGAUAAUUUGAUGAAUUAAUAAUGCGCGUGUUUACGUAAUGUGUGCCUUUCGACGAAGCAGUAAAUUUUCUACGGUACGCUCUGUUUAUCAAUUUACUACGCUAAUCCUAGUUUGUAAAAAUCUUUGUUAGCUGCCAAAAGUGUUGAUAUUACUGAGACGAGCAGAGGAGGUCACGAGCCUUCGCACCUGUCAGGAUGAAAAGAGAACCUUCAAAAUCACGUGCACGCUUCACGUGCGAUGUGGUGUGCCAUGCUUGGACAUCACAAGAUCACCCAAAUUCCUGUUUACAAGGACAAAAACCGUUAGAUAGCAAUAUCAAAACAAAAAUAUUUCGAUGGUAUUACAGGGACUAGUAGAAUAUUGAAAGUAUUUAAUUUGGAACAUUUUGAAGGUUUGUGAGAGGCUAGGUCUGAACGUUCUGAUCAGGUGAGCUUCUUACUUCUCUUCAGAUCCCUUCCUUCCAACAAACUCACACUUCUUGGCUAACAAGAUUUUCAAGAUUUUGUGGGAUAAAGGAAAACGGCACUUAUUUGUUACUGCUGCCUUUUAUUAUGACUUUUGUGUUGUUGUUGUUUUGUUUUUUUUUUCAGCCCUCGAGUCUGUCAUUAAUUAAAAUUUGGAUUAGUCCUUUUUCGAAUGACAAAAUUUUGAAAGGUCAACAACAGGUCACUUUAAGGUCCCUCUUGAAAUAGGGCCAGGACACUUUUUUGUCUUAUUGGCAUCUAUUUUCUGUAACAUGGUGACUUGUGUAUUUCCUGUAUUUUAUACUUGUUGACUUUUGAAAGGAUAUUAUUUUGUUAAAUCAGGUCAUUAACAACCUUAAAAGUUUCAUUAUUUAAAAAAAUAUGUUACAUUUGUUUCCUAAUAGCCAAGGAAAGGUCUUGAAAAAGGACCUGCUUCCUUACGACAGCAUGGGUUGGUGAACAACAUUACCAAACUAGGUACGUAUAGUCUUUCAGAAUCAAUUCAUUGAUUCUGCAAUUGUUUCCUUUUAUGACAUAAUUAAUCAUCACAUUAUUCAAUAGUGAGAAAAGUUUUUAAAAUGAAAUCAAUGGAAGCUAAAUUGUGCCAGAAAACAUGUUUUCAGAAAUUCUUUCGAACUUGUUAAAAAAAAAUAAAUACCAAAACACCUCUGUACCAAUAUACAUGUAUUAUUAUCAAAGUGUAGGACGGUAAACAGUCUAAAUGACUAUAGGGUGUAAAAUCGAUAUAUCCCUCAAUGGUAUUUCAGUCUUUGAGUAUUUCAUAAAGUCCUCCACAGCAGAUUGAGAAAAAUAACAGUUUUUGAUAAUGAUUAUUUUAGUGACAUGUUACCUCAACACUGUUUUAGUCAACAUUUUUUGGGAUAAUUUUCUUAUUUUAACAGGAUUUACAGUAUCAGAUUUUGGAGAAUUAGAAGUCCCACUGACUGAUACAGAAAAUCAUAAUUACAUUACAAGUGGCACUACUUUAAAAAAUUCCCUGGAAUGUGGCACUGUAGCACACAAGGUAAGCCAGAAAAUUUGCCAAUUCUUUACUUCACCUUUGCAUGAUAAAAAAUUAAUUUUGAAAUAAUUCACAGAAAGAUGUUGGUCUCCAAGGCCAGACCUUUCGUAGGGACGAGCUGAGUCAAACUUCUAUUUCCCGUCUAAUGAGGCUCAAGGAAGCUUUAAAAAGUCCUCUGUAAGGGAAGUUACAGAUAUUUUCAGAUCUAUUUUAAACAGUUUUUACUAUAAAAGUGAGAAGAAUUCACACUGAUUUCUGUCAACCGUCAGUUGAUUUACUUGAACCGUGUAAUUGAUUGUUGAGGGUUAUGUCUUCUUGUUUGUAGCUUUCGGAAGAAGUAGCAAAAGCCACAAAACAAGGAAAGAUCUCACUUACAAUUGGAGGAGAUCACAGGUAAAUAUACCUUGCGAGCAGAGGUUUCUCUCUUGCAUGGCUUUUAGCGUUUGCGAAGUCAUUCAGACACGUGUCUUGUCUGCCGUGUAGUUGGUUUGUUUAUGCCCCAAGGGGCUUGUAGUUAGGGUAAGGUAACUACUGUACAUCUGUAUUGGAGUGGAUCAUGGGAAUUAAGCUUUUAGCCUUCAGUUACCCCCUUUCCAGUCUGUGUCAAAUUUUGCUAUUAAAGAUCUUUUUUUUUUUUGCAUCACCGAGCAGUGACAUUAAGCCUUUGACCUGAAACAACCCAUGAUAUUGUUUAAAAAGAAAAGGGGAGAACUUUACCCCAGUGUCAGUCAAACUUCCAAUUUGCUGAAAUUGUCAAAUGUAGGAAAUUUCCCUGGAGGUGAUGUCUUUGCUUGACCAUUACUGAGUCAUGCAAGGUCAAGCAAAGACAUCUGACCUCUAGGUUUUGUCAUUUUGUUGUUUACAGUAUCGCAGUUGGUACAGUUUACGGCCAUGCAACUGUAAGAAAAAAUUCAUGCCUGUUGUGGGUGAGUAUUUUCGUAAUGUACAGAAAGCCGCCAGCGGUGUAAAUAUUUAAGAUAGAGGUGUUGAAUUUGACAGCAAAGGUAUUGGGACAAAGAGUAAUUUUUAUUGAAGCCUACCACUUAGUCCUCCAUACUUAGAUUAACCUCAUGCAUUUCUUUAAAUUUGUGCAUCUCAUGCACCUCCUAUAUGCAUUUGCCAAUUGCACAUCUCCGAUAUAUUACACCUUUACACAGUGCAUAUUAUGUACAUUUAAUUUCUCCUGGGUAUUACAGUGGUCCCUAGAGAAAUUGAAGACAAUCCCUAUGCAACUUUUUUGGGGGAAGGGGGAGGGUGGUACAAACAAGGUGUAUUGUGGGAGAUAUUUUCAUAAGUGGUGAAUGUACGGGGACUGCUGUAUAUGUUUCAAAGUAUUAACUAAUACUUGGCUAAUCCUUAAUAUGUCUCCAAUUUUUUUUUAUGUUUCAGAUUGAUGCCCACAUGGACAUCAACACUCCAUCAACAUCUCUCUCUGGCAAUAUUCAUGGAAUGCCUUUGUCUUUUUUGAUCAAAGGUGUCCCAGAGGUAAAAUAUAGAUUUAGCCAGGGGCUAUAAAAGUGAAGCUUUGGUUAAUAAUACUUAUAUCUAAACAAAAAAAAUUAAAUCAUGUAAUGCUAAACGGGGACGGCAAUGAAAAUGGCGUCAAGAUAAAUAGAUCUAAUUAGCAAAAAAACAAAUUGCACGUGCAGCACACUUUUUUUUUCUAAUAAGCAAACAACAGAUUUGCACAUGCAACACACUUUUUGUCUUUCUUUGCCAUUGUUUUCCCCAACUACAACGCUGUUUUGUAGGACUAAAACGUCAAACUUCCUAGUUACAUGUUAUUAUUAUGGAGGAAUUGUCGUAUGUGCUUACCCAAUAUUUUGUCUCCUGUGUUCAUUUUCACUUUUAUUUUUCACUGCCACUCAUUUUCACCUUGCUGGCCGGCCGCUCCUUGCUGGCCACUAGCAUCUCUCAUUAUCUCACCGCCACUUUGAAUUUUCAUGUUUUCUUCCUACAAAGUUCGCCUCUUUUGUUUUCAAUCACUCGCUCUAGCUCUUUCUUUGUUAUCCACAUGAGUGUAAACAUAAAAAAUAGCAUCGAAAAAGACACAACUUUUCUUUGUUUUUUCUUUCUAAAGUCCAGGCGCACCGGGCCAUGCGAUUUCUUUCCAAAUAAAACCUUGAGUUGCAUUUCGGUUGCCAUACCUAUUGAUUGAAUUAUUUUCCACUGGUAUACCUGUGGUGCGAACAGACUCUCAGGCAGUCGGUCGGUCGGUGUAUGGUCACAUGAUCACCAAAUUUUCUUGGAUGGGUAGUUUACCACAUUGUCUUACCCUUGGUGCUCUGCUGCACGCACUUCACGUGUAAUAGGCUUGGGCAGAAAAUGCAUUGUUCCCCACCAUACUGUUAUGAAGUAUUAUUUGUUUGUGAAUAUUCAAAUAUUGUCCAGUCGGUGGACAGCUCUUAUUAUUCUUAAAAAAGUUAAAUUCAGCCCCCCUCACAGAAAAGUAGGGGAAUGUGUAGUACAUGUACUUCUAUACAUGUACAUGGUAAAAUGCAAUCAGAAGUUACAAGACAGUGAUUUUAUAAGUGACAGGGCAGUCACCAAAAUUCUAUCAUGAUCCUUCAAUUACUUUAGAAUUUCCUCUCUACAAAUUAGGUCAUGUAGUUGAAUAGCCUUUGGCUAUUGUUGUGGUUGGAAUCCUUUCAUUCCCAAUUAAAGUGGCUAAUGAAAAAAUUCACAGAAAUUCCAAGUUCCUAUAAUUUGUACAAAAUUCUAAGAAAUUAAAGAAGCAGAAGCAUCAUGUAAAGUUCUGCCCUAGAGGUUUUAUUUGAAUGUAACAUUUUAGUAAAUAUUUGUUUUACUCAAUCAUUCUGUGGUAACUUAACUGGAUCUAAGGGGUUGAUAAGUUUUUUUCUUUCUUUCUUUUUCAUGAAAAAAAUUGCAUUUGAUUUUGAUGUUGAACGUUUUAUUUUUUAGUUUGCUCAACCUCCUGGAUAUGAGUGGUGCUCACCAUGGUAAGUGUGUAAUUUAUAAAUAUUUGGGAUUUAACAUUUUUGUUUGUUCAAGAUAAAUACCUCCCAAGAUUGAUCAUAUUUUGCCCACAGACAAGAGUCAGAGGCUAUGCUCUGCUUUGAAGGUCAACAACUGAUGUCACACUGAGUUUGUUCAGGUGCAGACAUUAUUUAAUUAAGCCUGACACACUUAUUUUGUACAUGUGUCUAUAGUUUGUCUCCAAAAGAUGUUGCAUAUAUUGGACUUAGAGAUAUUGAACCACAAGAAAGGUAAGUGUUUUUUUUAUUAUUAUUAGCGACACAAGGAGAUGAUUUUCUGACUUUUAGUGAAAAUGAUUUUCACUUACAGUAAAAGCAUGUGUUGGUUAUAUUGGAGGCCAGGGUGGGAGUACUCAGAUCAAGGAAGUAUUUUACACGGAGGGUUUAACCGAUGUCCAACCCCCUACCCUUUUAUAUACCAUUUUUGACAGAAAUGAUGCCCCUUUUAUAUACCUUCUUCUGAAAAAUGGACCUACCCCUUUCAUGUACCUUGUUUAGAGCACUCAUGCAUCCCUUUUAACUGCUGUAAAUUCACCAUCCUUUUGAAUAUAAAUAAAUCACUAAACCAGGACAUUUUCUUGUCUCCGUCACGUCCAUAAAAUGCUUCUGUUAGCCCUUUUCAGUCCUUUUAUAAACGCAACAUGACAGAUUUCCCUAUUCUUUCAUACCUCAACUAAUGAAAUCCCUACCCUUUCAUAUACCUGAAGCCUGAAAAAGGGACUUCUUUCAGGCGUAGCCUCACCAUAUUACAGGCCAAUUUAGAGAGUACCCCCCACCCCCCAGAGGAGGGGUUUUUUACCACUUUAAAAUACAUGUAUGGCAGACUUGCAAGUCUCACGACUUUGUUAUGAGUCUCACGAUCUCACUAGUCACUGUAACUUGACUGCAGGGAGAUAUGUGAUGAGCUUGGAAUUGCAGCAUAUACCAUUGAUGACAUUGAUAAAGUUGGAAUUGGAGAAGUAAUCCAAAAGGCACUUGAAACCAUAAAUCCAAGGUAGAAGAUAUGAUAAUGAUCUAAUUAUGAUGAUAAAGUUUUAAUUUUAUAGCCAACCCGUGAUAAAUGUUGUUCAAGCAGGCACAUUGUCAAUGGUUUUGUAACCUACUGAAAGGAAAAGUACUACCUCUACCUCUGGACAGUCCUAAAAAAUAAAGCAUCUGAUCCAUUAACAAUAUUUUUAAUUUUGCUGUAGGGGUGAUCGUCCCAUUCAUGUCAGUUAUGAUAUUGAUUCAUUGGAUCCAAAGGAGGCCCCAAGCACAGGGACACCAGGUUAGAUGCCCUUGGCAAUGCAGGGUGUAGCACAGUAAAAUAUAACCCAGUUGAGCUGUCAUAUAUGCUUUGGCACUGUUUAUUAAUCUACUGUUCUAACAUUCCGAAUGUUUCCUCUGUUUUUAGUGAAAGGAGGCUUGACAUUGGAUGAAGGAAUUUACAUCGCUCAAAUGGUGGCUGAAACAGGUUUGUUUACACUGAAUAACAAUUUCAAGUGUAAAUAAGCAAAAAUGCACCUAUGUUGAUUCUUUCUUUCUUACUUUGUUGGCUUGUUUGUUUUUUCUUUCCAGGUUAACACAAUCCUUUUACAACAGCAAUUUUUGAUACCAUUAAUUUGACCAGAAAUUCUUUGAAAAUUCCAUUGAACACUCGCUAGCAAUGAUAAAUUGUUUGAAUUUUAAAAGUCGCAGAACUUGGCUAUCAUUGUUUAUUUCAUAGUUAUCAACUCUGCAUAACUUUUACAGUCAAGGCAGGUCAAGGGUACCCCCAAAGAUUCUAAUAAUGAAUUGAUUAUUUGAGAAAUGAAUCCGUUAGUUGUUCCCGUUACUAGUGUCAAAUUCAAAUCGGCAUUCCUGUGUAAUGAGCUGUGAAUAUUUUACGAGAACUUCUCUGUACCUGGUCAGAUUGUAAAUCUUUGAAUGGUUAAAAUUGCUUUGAAGACAUUUACAUCAAGCUCUGGAAAAAUGAGCUGGUAGAUAUUUAAUUAACUCCCUUGCGUGUGAAUUCACGGCUUAUUACACGUGCAAAAUGAAGAUAGGAAUCUGAAAUUUUUUACUACCAACGGAUUCAACUUUUGAAUAAUAAAUUCAUUGAUGGAAUCUUGGGGGGGGGGGUACGCUUGACCUGGCUUGACUGUAAAUAAAAUGAUUAGCAGCAGGGUACCGAUCUCCAUGCUGAAGGCUGUCAUACUAAUUUAUCUGUUAUUUCUGCCGUAUUGCAGGGUGCCUCUCUGCCAUAGACAUGGUGGAAUUUAAUCCAGCAAUAGGAAGUGAGGAAGAAGUGACAAGAACUGCCAUGAAUACAAUGGAACUGAUUAACAUAUUACUCGGCAAGAAAAGUCACCUCACAGAGGCUCCAUUGCCUCCUGUGGAUGAAAACAAAGUUGAUGUCAAUAAUGGAGUUGUAAAUUAAUCUUUAGCAAAAGU
Porites lobata is the source of this 7039-nucleotide messenger RNA. The record is from the annotation of a GenBank genome assembly. Lineage: Eukaryota; Metazoa; Cnidaria; Anthozoa; Scleractinia; Poritidae.